AUGAACUCCAGCAAUUUUGGAACACAAUUGAACCCAUCAAACCAUAGAGAACCCGUGGCCCAAUACGCCUGUGCCACGCCAGAACAAGUCAACGGAGCCAUCGAUGCUGCUUUGAAGGCAAAACCUGCCUGGGAAGCUCUUCCUUUCGAAGACCGCGCCGCAAUCUUCUUGAGAGCCUCGGAGCUUAUUGCGGGGAAGUACAGGUCCGACAUCGUUGCGUCAACCAUGCUCGGACAGGGCAAGAACAUAUGGCAAGCGGAGAUCGAGGCACCGAGCGAAACGGUCGACUUCUUCCGCUACUACGUCCAGGAAGCUUGGAAGCUCUAUUCCUAUCAGCCGACAGAGCAGCCCAACGGCAACUGGAACAAAAUGGAGUACCGUCCUUUGGAGGGCUUUGUCUACUCUAUCGCUCCCUUCAACUUCACGGCCCUGGGAGCGACACUCACUAGUCCGGCUGCCUUGCUUGGCAAUGUCGUCAUUUGGAAGCCCUCCGCCUAUGCCACGCAUUCAGCCUAUCUCAUACAUCAAAUCCUCUUGGAAGCGGGUCUUCCCAAAGACGUCAUUCAGUUUCUCCCUGGAGACGCGGAAGAAAUCACGAACACGGUUCUGAAGCGUCCAGAGUUCGCCGCAAUCAGCUUCAUCGGUUCUACUCAAGUGUUUAAAGGAAUCCAACAGAAAAUCGGUAAUGGCGUCGGCAAAGGGAUCUACAACUCCUACCCCCGAGUUGUCGGUGAAACCGGCGGUAAGAAUUGGGGCGUAGUACACUCUUCGGCCGACGUCAAGAGCGCCGCGUUCCAAAUCAUCCGUGGCUCUUUCGAGUAUCAGGGCCAAAAGUGCUCCGCAUGUUCUCGGGUAUACGUUGCCGAGUCCGUGUGGCCAGAGUUCAGGAAACAUCUCCAGGAAGAACUCCCUAAACUCAAAGUUGGCGACGUGGAACAAUUUGACAACUUCAUCACCCCAGUCAUCCAUGAAGCUUCCUUUGACAAGCUGAACAAGAUCAUUGAAGAUGCCAAGACCGACCCCGAGCUAGAGCUCAUUGCAGGAGGCAAGGCCUCCAAGGAGCAUGGGUACUUUAUCUAUCCCACAGUCUACAAGGUCUCCAAUCCUCGGCAUAAUAUCAUGUCACGUGAGCUUUUUGGUCCCAUACUCGGUGUUUAUGUCUAUCCUGACACCGAGUGGGAGAAGACCUUGGAAUUGGUUGACACGACAUCACGCUAUGGUCUGACGGGUAGCAUCUUCUCCAUGGACCCUUACGCAUCCCAGCAAGCAAAGACGAGGCUCAAGCAUGCGGCUGGCAUGUUGUAUAUCAACACAAAGUGCACCGGAUCUGUGGUUGCCCAGCAGCCGUUUGGCGGUAGCCGAGAUUCUGGUACUAAUGACAAGACCGGCACCGUUGCUCAUUUGCAGCGAUUUACCAGUGUUCGGUCAAUCAAGGAGGAGUAUAACCCUCUCUACAAGAUAGAAUAUCCUUCCAAUGAAAUGUAG
Molecule: messenger RNA, 1485 nt
Organism: Colletotrichum paranaense
Lineage: Eukaryota; Fungi; Ascomycota; Sordariomycetes; Glomerellales; Glomerellaceae
Product: 1-pyrroline-5-carboxylate dehydrogenase
Exons: 1
Coding region: 1-1485 (494 amino acids)
Cellular component (GO): mitochondrial matrix
Molecular function (GO): L-glutamate gamma-semialdehyde dehydrogenase (NAD+) activity
Source: RefSeq, a predicted model, not a curated record